This is a messenger RNA of Macaca mulatta (Rhesus monkey), 1891 nucleotides long. The record is from RefSeq and is a predicted model, not a curated record. Lineage: Eukaryota; Metazoa; Chordata; Mammalia; Primates; Cercopithecidae.
GCGGAAAAGCGGGCUGUCUCGGAAACGCCGAGCUGAGUUCCUCCCGGGUUUUCAAGUUCGGCUCCUGGGCUGUUGUUUAGACUCUUGUGAAGAUGGCUUGCGCUGCAGCGCGGUCCCCGGCGGACCAGGACAGGUUUAUUUGUAUCUAUCCUGCUUAUUUAAAUAAUAAGAAGACCAUCGCAGAGGGAAGGCGAAUCCCCAUAAGUAAGGCUGUUGAAAAUCCUACAGCUACAGAGAUUCAAGAUGUAUGUUCAGCAGUUGGACUUAACGUAUUUCUUGAGAAAAAUAAAAUGUACUCUAGAGAAUGGAAUCGUGAUGUCCAAUACAGAGGCAGAGUCCGGGUCCAGCUCAAACAGGAAGAUGGCAGCCUCUGCCUUGUGCAGUUCCCAUCACGUUAAGAAUGUCUGAGGGGCCAGGCGGUGCCGGCAAGAUGGCUGCACUUGAGAAGAUGACAUUUCCAGAGAAACCAAGCCACAAAAAGUACAGGGCCGCCCUGAAGAAGGAGAAACGAAAGAAAUGUCGGCAGGAACUUGCUCGACUGAGAGACUCAGGACUCUCACAGGAGGAGGAGGAGGAGGACACUUUUAUUGAAGAACAACAACUAGAAGAAGAGAAGCUAUUGGAAAGAGAGAGGCAAAGAUUACAUGAGGAGUGGUUGCUGAGAGAGCAGAAGGCACAAGAAGAAUUCAGAAUAAAGAAGGAAAAGGAAGAGGCAGCUAAAAAAUGGCAAGAACAAGAGAGAAAGUUAAAGGAACAAUGGAAAGAACAGCAGAGGAAAGAUAGAGAAGAGGAGGACCAGAAACGACAGAAGAAAAAAAAAGAGGAAGCUAUGCAGAAGAUGCUGGAUCAGGCUGAAAAUGAGUUAGAAAAUGGUACCAUAUGGCAAAACCCUGAACCACCUGUGGAUUUCAGAGUAAUGGAGAAGGAUCGAGCUAAUUGUCCCUUUUACAGUAAAACAGGAGCUUGUAGAUUUGGAGACAGAUGUUCACGUAAACAUAAUUUCCCAACAUCCAGUCCUACCCUUCUUAUUAAGAGCAUGUUUACAACGUUUGGAAUGGAGCAGUGCAGGAGGGAUGACUAUGACCCUGACGCAAGCCUGGAGUAUAGCGAGGAAGAAAUCUACCAACAGUUCCUAGAUUUCUAUGAGGAUGUGUUGCCCGAGUUCAAGAACGUGGGGAAGGUGAUUCAGUUCAAGGUCAGCUGCAAUUUAGAACCUCACCUGAGGGGCAAUGUAUAUGUUCAGUACCAGUCGGAAGAAGAAUGCCAAGCAGCCCUUUCUCUGUUUAAUGGACGAUGGUAUGCAGGACGACAGCUGCAAUGUGAAUUCUGCCCAGUGACCCGGUGGAAAAUGGCAAUUUGUGGUUUAUUUGAAAUACAACAGUGUCCAAGAGGAAAACACUGCAACUUUCUUCAUGUGUUCAGAAAUCCCAACAAUGAAUUCUGGGAAGCUAACAGAGACAUCCACUUGUCUCCAGAUCAGACUGGCUCCUCCUUUGGCAAGAACUCCGAGAGGAGGGAGAGGAUGCGCCACCACGACCACUACUCUAGCAGGCUGCGGGGAAGGAGAAACCCUAGUCCAGACCACUCCUACAAAAGAAAUGGGGAAUCUGAGAGGAAAAGGAGUAGUCACAGGGUGAAGAAAUCUCACAAACACACAUCAAAGAGUCGGGAGAAGCACAAUUCACCAAGCAGAGGAAGAAACAGGCACCGCAGCCAGGGCCAGGGCCGCCGGAGCCAGAGCCGCAGGAGCCACCGCAGCCGGAGCCAAAGUUCCUCUAGGUCCCGAAGUCGUGGCAGGAGGAGGUCGGGUAAUAGAGGCAGAACCGUUCAGAGCCCCAAAUCCAAAUAAACUAGUUUUGUUCUAAAAAAAAAAAAAAAAAAAAGAAAAGAA